Messenger RNA from Atta colombica, 741 nucleotides. RefSeq lists its product as uncharacterized. The record is from RefSeq and is a predicted model, not a curated record. NCBI's taxonomy places the organism in Eukaryota, Metazoa, Arthropoda, Insecta, Hymenoptera, Formicidae. The transcript has 2 exons. Bases 125 to 535 code for a protein of 136 amino acids.
CCCGGACACGAACCACAUCUCACCAAUGGCGACAUCUGUGCGUUCAAACAUGCAUUUUAAAGGUUGAACAUUUUCCUAUCAUCUGUCAAAGUUUCAUUCAUUUUGGUUGACAUAUAACGAAGAUAUGACAGUUCAUGUUAAACAAGAUUUUGAUCGAGAUAGAAAUUUUAAUAUGGAACAAAGAGCAGUGAUUAAAUUUAAUGCAAAACUUGGUAAAAGUGCAUCAGAAACAUUCCGAUUGAUGCAACAAGUUUACGGCAGUCAAUGUCUAGGUCGUACAGCUGUUUUUGAGUGGCAUAAGCGUUUUUUGGAAGGCAGAGAGACCCUUGAAGAUGAUAAAAAAUCAGGACGGCCAAUUUUGGUUCGAACACCCGAAAUGAUCGAAAAAGUACGUGAUUUUGUUGCAAAUGAUCACUAUGCAUCAUUAAAAAUGAUGGGGGAGGCUUUAAAUAUCAGUAGAGAAACGAUUCGAACCAUAUUACAUGAAGAUUUGGAGACAUCGUUGCAGCCGCAGAAAAUAAUCCAAACUUCCUAAAAUUAAUUGUUACGGGUGAUGAAACAUGGUGCUUUCAAUAUGAUCCAGAAACUAACUGACUGCGUCAAAGUGCGGAAUGGAAGUAAAAAAAUUCACCAUAAGCAAAAAAAGUUCCAUCAAAAAUCAAGACAAUGCUCAUCACAUUCUUUGAUAGUAAAAGUAUUAUCCAUAAAGAGUUUGUUCCAACUGGCCAAACAAUUACUGGU